GGAGGGAGGGAGCUUCAUCAGGAGGCGAUGGCGGCACCGCCGUGACAUCACCCCGCGGCUUAUAUAGUUGGGGAAGGGUCCAGGUCCCCCGUCUGGUGCCGGCAGCCGCCCGCCAGCGCGUGUGCUGAAGGCGCGGAGAGGCGCGGAGCGGCGCGGAGCGGCGGGACUCUGUCUGUCUGUCUCUCUCUCUCUCUCUCUCCGUCUCUCCCCAGGAUUUAUGGACUUUACUUUCUAAGCGGGCGGCGCGACACGAGGAUGAGAGCCCAGCUGGUGUGCGUGGUGCUGCUGGCCUUGGCCUCCUGCAGCCUCUGCUCAGAUUCAGAAGAGGAAAUGAAAGCGUUAGAAGCAGAUUUAUUGACCAAUAUGUACACAUCAAAGAUUACCAGAGCAAAACUUCCUUACUGGAAAGUGACCCUGCUAAAUGUCUGCAAUCUUGUCAACAACAUAAACAACCAAGUGGGGGAAACAGUAGAGGUGGAUGAAGAGGAACUUGUUUCAGGAAGACAGUUUCCUGCUGCUCUGGAUGGCUUCAGCUUGGAAGCAAUGCUGACAGUAUAUCAACUCCAAAAAGUUUGCCACAGUAGAGCCUUUCAGCACUGGGAGUUACUUCAGCAAGAUGCUUUUGAUCUAGAUAACUCAAGCCAAGAGAAGGAAAUAAUGAAAAGAAAAAAUCCCUAUAUUCUGAAACGACAGCUACAUGUGAACAAAGCUAGAAGACCAUACAUACUCAAGAGAAGUUCAUAUUACUGAUGCAGCAGAAGAAAACAAUGUAUAUUUAGUUUAUAGGUAACUGUGCGUUAUGGUUAUCUUAUUUAAAUCUAAAAUCAUACUUGUGUGAAAACAUAUUAUGGAAAAUCAUCAAGAUGAUAACUGUGUCUUUUUUGCAAUUGCUGUUUCUUGAUUGUGAUUUUUUCCUACUUGAGAUUAAUUGGACCAAUACAUUUGCAAAUAAAUCUAGUUUCUAAGCA
Messenger RNA from Chroicocephalus ridibundus (black-headed gull), 968 nucleotides. It is a transcript of the gene NTS, whose product is annotated as neurotensin. Gene Ontology annotation, cellular component: extracellular region; axon terminus. The transcript is spliced from 4 exons. Lineage: Eukaryota; Metazoa; Chordata; Aves; Charadriiformes; Laridae. Gene Ontology annotation, molecular function: neuropeptide hormone activity. The record is from RefSeq and is a predicted model, not a curated record. Bases 256 to 750 code for a protein of 164 amino acids.